AUGAGGACUGUGCUACAGAGAGUCAAAUCAGCAUCCGUCACUGUCGAUGGCCAACUCAUUUCAUCAAUUGGGAAAGGCAUAUUGGUGUUGGCCGCCGUAUCGAAAGAUGAUACAGAAAAGGACGUAGAAUCCAUGGCUUCCAAAAUCUUAAAGACCAAGCUAUGGGACGAUAACUCAACAGACCCUGUCGGGCGUUGGAAGCUCAACGUGAAAGAGAUCGACGGAGAAAUUCUAUGUGUCUCUCAAUUCACAUUGCUUGCUACUACGAAAAAGGGCAAUAAGCCAGACUUCCAUCAGUCUGCGAGUGGAGACAAGGCCAGGACUUUGUAUCAGCAUUUCUUCAACCAGGUGCAGGACCAGUUCGGCCAUGACAAGGUCAAGAAUGGCGUCUUUGCUGCGAUGAUGGAUGUUGCACUUAUCAAUGAUGGGCCGGUGACCAUACAAAUCGAUACGACCCCACCGAAGGCAAUUAGCGACAAUGCUCAAGCUAACGUAGCUGUCAAUACGAAACAUUAG
Molecule: messenger RNA, 516 nt
Organism: Ascochyta rabiei
Lineage: Eukaryota; Fungi; Ascomycota; Dothideomycetes; Pleosporales; Didymellaceae
Product: D-tyrosyl-tRNA(Tyr) deacylase
Exons: 4
Coding region: 1-516 (171 amino acids)
Biological process (GO): tRNA metabolic process
Cellular component (GO): cytoplasm
Molecular function (GO): D-tyrosyl-tRNA(Tyr) deacylase activity
Source: RefSeq, a predicted model, not a curated record